CCGGCCGCCCCUGGAGCCCCGGGAGCCCCGGCACCGGCGCAGGUUGUCGUUUAAAUGUCUGAAGAAGGAAGGGAGCUCAGGAAAGUGGAAGUUGCCCUGAGAGACUUCUCAGUGUGAUUCAGAAUGAUUGAGGAGAGUGGGAAGAGGAGGAGGACCAUGGCAGAGAAGAGGCAGCUGUUCAUGGAAAUGAGAGCCCAGAACUUCGACGUGAUCCGGCUCUCCACGUACAGAACCGCCUGCAAGCUGCGCUUCGUGCAGAAGAGGUGCAACCUUCACCUGGUUGAUAUCUGGAAUAUGAUCGAAGCCUUCCGAGACAACGGCCUUAACACCUUGGAUCACGGGGCGGAGAUCAACGUGUCCCGCCUGGAAACCAUCAUCUCCUCCAUCUACUACCAGCUCAACAAGCGCCUGCCCUCCACCCACCAGAUCAGCGUGGAGCAGUCCAUCAGCCUCCUCCUCAACUUCAUGGUAGCAGCCUACGACAGCGAGGGCCGCGGGAAGCUGACGGUGUUCUCGGUGAAAGCCAUGCUGGCCACCAUGUGUGGGGGGAAGAUCCUGGACAAGCUCAGAUAUAUUUUCUCUCAGAUCUCAGAUUCCAACGGGCUGAUGAUUUUCACCAAGUUUGACCAGUUCCUGAGGGAAGUGCUGAAGCUGCCCACGGCCGUGUUCGAGGGCCCCUCCUUCGGCUACACGGAGCACUCGGUGCGCACCUGCUUCCCCCAGCAGAAGAAGGUGAUGCUGAACAUGUUCCUGGACACGCUGAUGGCUGACCCUCCUCCCCAGUGCCUUGUGUGGCUGCCCCUCAUGCACAGACUCGCCCACGUUGAAAAUGUCUUCCACCCCGUGGAGUGCUCGUACUGCCACUGUGAGAGCAUGAUGGGCUUCCGGUACCGGUGCCAGCAGUGCCACAACUACCAGCUGUGCCAGAGCUGCUUCUGGAGGGGCCACGCCAGCGGCACCCACAGCAACCAGCACCAGAUGAAGGAGCACUCCUCCUGGAAAUCCCCGGCCAAGAAGCUGAGCCACGCCAUCAGCAAAUCCCUGGGCUGCGUGCCCAGCAGGGACCCGCCCCGGCCGCUGUUCCCAGAGCAGCCUGAGAAGCCCCUGGACCUCGCCCACAUCGUUGUGCCAUUCCUUAAGGAACAGCUGGAGGCUAAAUUGCCAAAGUGCUGGACAGCCCCCCCAGGCCCGUGAGUAACAUGAACGAGGCCAUGGUGACCCACGUCUCCUCCGGAGCGCCCACGCCAACCAAAAGUGUCCUGGACAGCCCAGGCCGGCUGGACGAGGAGCACCGGCUCAUCGCUCGCUACGCCGCGCGCUUGGCCGCCGAGGCUGG
Pseudopodoces humilis (Tibetan ground-tit) is the source of this 1336-nucleotide messenger RNA. Lineage: Eukaryota; Metazoa; Chordata; Aves; Passeriformes; Paridae. The record is from RefSeq and is a predicted model, not a curated record.